Lucilia cuprina (Australian sheep blowfly) is the source of this 1161-nucleotide messenger RNA. RefSeq names its product lipopolysaccharide-induced tumor necrosis factor-alpha factor homolog. Lineage: Eukaryota; Metazoa; Arthropoda; Insecta; Diptera; Calliphoridae. The record is from RefSeq and is a predicted model, not a curated record. The transcript has 3 exons. Bases 158 to 772 code for a protein of 204 amino acids. Gene Ontology annotation, molecular function: zinc ion binding.
GUGAAUAAACAGUGUCUGUGAUUAGAUCGUUUUAUUAAAAAAAAGAAAAUAUUACAAAAAUUAAUUAAACAAAAAAAGUCGAAUUAAUUAAACGUAAUAGAUUUGUAUAGCUACAAGAAAAAAUAUUCAAAAAUAUUAAAAUAUUACCCAUACAAACAUGGAUCAAAAACAUGCCAUGCUUUAUUCCGAUACCGGUAACAUAUCAGUCGAUCAGCAUAGUUCGUCUGCUGCUGCCAUUGGUUUGCCUAUAGAACCACCACCAACCUAUGAUGCGGCCACUAGAGAAGCCACACCUUCAGCACCUUUAGGUUGGACAACAAAUACCCCCGAUAUACAUUACCCCACUAGUUUGCAAUAUAGCCCCCAUAUAAAUCAUCAUCAUUUACCGGUCAUUGUCGAACAGUCAAAUUUUCCAUUACCAGUGAAUCAACAACAACCUCAGCCACCUCUGACGCAGCAACAACAACAGACAGAUGGAGUGCCAAUUACUAUUCAACCUUCAGUAAAUCUUAGCUCAAAACUUGGACCAAAUCCCUCGACUGUAACGUGUCCCAACUGUGGGGCGAAUAAAACAACACGGAUGUGCUAUACACCAAAUACAAGAACACAUUUUAGUGCUUUACUCUUGUGUUUAGUGGGAUGGUGCUGUUGUGCUUGUAUUGUGCCUUAUUGCAUGAAUAGCUGUCGUACUGGUAAUCAUUAUUGCUCUAAAUGUAAUGCCUUCCUAGGGGCCUACCAUCCUGGUACACAUCGUAGAUAUCGCAGACGGUGAAGUAGAAUUAAAGUUGUUUUAAGAAAAAAAAAAGUCAAGUCUAGAAUGAGUUUUCUUUAAUUUAUAUAAUUAAUGGAUGGGAGUGGUCCAAGUAAAGGAUCUAUAACCGAUUUGUCAGAUAAACAAGAAAUCGGGGUAAAUUCUUUAAGAUUAAAGAGUAAUUGCGAAGUCCUUUCAAUAAAUCUAGAUCCAUUAAGACCAUCCCUUUUAAAAACAAUUUUUAAACACUCUCAAUAUUCCCAUAAUGUUUAAAGUUAAGAACUUGUGAAUGUUAUUAGUUUUAUAAGUUUUUUGAUAUAAUUAUAUCGAAUGAAACAAAAAUGCGAAAAAUAAUUUCAAAUUCGCAUUUGAAAAUUAUUAUAAGUAUUUAAUUAUUGUAAAACUUGUUU